GCUGGCUGGUGUACUGUUUGUUGUGUUGGUUUGGUUGGCCACACCUCCUGGGCGUUCAGUGACAGACGUCCAACUGCACAACUCUCCAGACGCAGGUUUCAAGAGUCGAGACAGCAUUUCUUUUAUCAGCUCUGUCCGUUGGUGGGCAACAGUUUUGUUAUUUUAAGUGCUUAAUCUGACGUAAAGCUAUUCUGCUCAAUAUGAAACUGGAAAAGUGUGCUAACUGCUUGAAUGGGGAAUGCGUAAAACCAGUGAAAGUUGAGAAGAAGCCAGGGAAAUCCUCCGGCAUCAUCAGGAUUGAAGACGACGGUAGUUAUGUGCAGAUGAACCUGGAUGGAGGGUUUCAGAAACUUGAGAAAGCAAAGAUCACACUGAACGACUGCUUAGCAUGCAGUGGCUGCAUUACGUCAGCAGAAAGUGUAUUGAUCAUCCAACAAAGCCACGAGGAACUGUACAAGGUCCUGAAUGAAAACAAAGUGACAGGUUCUCAGCACCAGAAGCUGGUGGUGGUGUCGGUUUCCCCACAGUCCAGAGCAUCUUUGGCGGCUAAGUAUAACCUCGGCAUCACAGACACAGCCCGGAGACUGACCGCAUUCUUCAAAAACCUAGGUGUUCACUCCGUGUUUGACACAACCUUCUCGAGGAACUUCAGCCUGCUGGAGAGUCAGCGCGAGUUUGUGCAGCGAUUCCGUAGCCACAAUCAGGACAACAAAGCCCUGCCAAUGCUGGCCUCCGCCUGCCCAGGUUGGAUUUGUUACGCAGAGAAAACCCACGGCAGUUACAUCAUCCCCUACAUCAGCACCACAAGGUCCCCUCAGCAGGUCAUGGGUUCUCUGGUCAAGGACUACUUUGCUAAGCAGCAGGCCACCACCGCGGAUCAGGUCUACCACGUGACGGUGAUGCCCUGUUACGACAAAAAACUAGAGGCUUCAAGGCCCGAUUUCUUCAACACCGAGUACAACACGAGAGAUGUGGACUGCGUGAUCACAUCGGGUGAGGUCUUGAAGAUGCUGGAGAAGGAGGGAGUCUCUCUGUCCAACGUGGACCCGGUGCCACUAGAUUCAAUGUUUGAUAGUGAAACUGAGGAGGAGAUGAUUGGUCAUUCUGGCGGGGGCUCGGGGGGGUAUUUGGAGCACAUUUUCACACACGCCGCCAAGGAGCUGUUUGCCACAGAAGUGCAUGAAGUUACUUACAAAACCCUCAGGAACAGAGAUUUCCAGGAAGUGACCCUGGAAAAGGACGGAGCCGCCGUCCUUCGCUUCGCGCUAGCGUACGGCUUCCGGAACAUUCAGAAUCUGGUGCAGAAGCUGAAACGCGGCAAGUUGACGUAUCAUUAUGUGGAGGUUAUGGCUUGUCCAUCAGGUUGCCUGAACGGCGGAGGGCAAAUCCGAGCAGAGGGGCCCAAGGCCAGCAAGGACCUGCUGCAACAAGUGGAGGAACUGUACUCGAAUGUAAAGGUUCAGGCGCCUGAGGUCAACCAGCGCGUUCAGGAACUUUACCAUCAGUGGCUAAACCACAGCGACUCCAACAGCAUUGAGAAGUCGCUGCACACACAGUAUCACGCGGUGGAGAGAACCAGCAGUGCACUCAACAUCAAAUGGUGAAAACUCUAAACACCGGGGUCUCCAACUGGCCCAUCCCCAUCGACUGCCUGGAGCAUCGAGAAGUGGCCUGUCAGCCCGCUCAACCGAUUCCACCAGGUCUGGGAGGUGACAUGAGGACCCAUCAAGGAGGGUUUCCUCGCUCGCUGACUGAGCACCAUUUCAAAUACCCAACAGGGAUGAUCCUGUGGAGAGCGAGGCGUUAAUGGAGAUGGGUUUGAUGAUGUGUUGAUUACAAAUGUAGGUGGAGGUGGAACCCUCCGUCUGGUUUUCACUCACUGCUCUGAUUCGCCUUCAAUGCUGAGUCACAGCACAAACUGACAUUUCUAAACGCAAGCGAAGAAAGAGUGAGAGAAAUUGGAAACUUUAAGGAAAACUUGAAGCUUCACUUGAUUUUCCUCCGUCCUUUCAGUUAAGAAACAAAAGAGAAGUCAUGAAAAGCACUUUGGGACGUAAAAAGGGACUGUAGCAAAUGUAAACAUUAUUAUUGUUGUUAUUACACUUUACAAUAAAAUCCUGUGAAGCGCUUUGAGAUGUCCUCCUGAUUGAUGUCAGAGGUCCUAUUAAAUGUAAAGAUUAUUAUGAUAAUAAAGGAAGCUGCUCCUUUAUGUUUGUUCGGAGAGUACGCUGGGGUUUCUGGUGCCCUUGUACAGAACAUUGUGUCAUUUUGUAAAGGGAAUGUGUGAUUUUCAAAAUAAAGCUUCCAAUUAUUGGUCAAUGGAAAA
Callorhinchus milii (elephant shark) is the source of this 2326-nucleotide messenger RNA. It is a transcript of the gene ciao3, whose product is annotated as nuclear prelamin A recognition factor-like. Gene Ontology annotation, biological process: iron-sulfur cluster assembly. Lineage: Eukaryota; Metazoa; Chordata; Chondrichthyes; Chimaeriformes; Callorhinchidae. Gene Ontology annotation, molecular function: 4 iron, 4 sulfur cluster binding. The transcript has 11 exons. The record is from RefSeq and is a predicted model, not a curated record. The coding region runs from base 201 to 1604 and encodes 467 amino acids. Gene Ontology annotation, cellular component: cytosolic [4Fe-4S] assembly targeting complex.